AUGGCCGAAACCACGGAAACCCAGCAGAGCUACGAGGAGUUGUUUGCCGACAGAUUUUCAUCGGACGACAAAGAAUACCAGCAGUAUGUGAACCGUCCAGCUGACCUCCCACCCAUCGUCGAGGACUGGAGGAGUCGUGGAGGUACCAGGACCGUCGGGGUCGUGGAUGGGGAGGAGGAGGCCGAGGUGGUUGGGGAGGGGACAAUCGUGGGCAGCAAAACUGGCAUGACAGAGACAGAGACAGAGACAGAGACAGGCACUCAGGGCAUGGAAUUGGGCAGUCUGUCUGGCAGAGUCAAGAGCCACAGAACUGAUUCCAGGUCUGCGUCUGAGGACGAGCAGCAGCAGGACACCGUGGACCAGCUGGAGAUGAAAUUCUAUGAAACCCAACUCGAACUGUACGACACCAAGUUUGAGAUCCUGAAGAAUGAGGAGCAGCUGCUGUUGGCUCAGAUAGACACGCUGCGACGCCAGAUUAAAGAGCUGAAGGAGGAGGUGGUGUACUAUGAUGUGUGUGAGGAUCCGGAGGAGCUGCAGAGCUUGGUUUAUACAGGUGUUCAACAAAAAGACUCUCCCACUGUCAGUCAGCUCAAAAGAAGCCUACAGACCUUGGAGACCAAGAGAAGCGGCAUCUGUGCCCGGCGAGCUUAUUUCCGCAACAAAAAGGAUCAGUGCAUGGAGGCCCACGAGCAGAAGCAGCUGCCCGCCAAGCAAAGCUCCUUACUCUUCAACCAGCACCAUCAGGUCCACCAGAGACGAGAGAAGAGGAAAGAGGAGGACCAGAUGAGGAAACAGUGGGUGGACCAGGAGCGAGAGAAAACUCUGAGCAGAUUACGAUCCUUCAGAGAGAGGCGACACGGGCAGUACAUCCUGAAGACUCCUCAGUCCAGGAUGUCUCUUUCGGAAGUGCCGUGUCCCUCCCAGCCGCUGUCCAUCAUCAGCCUCGGUCCAUCUGAAGGACCUCCCUCUCUCCGACCUGCAUCCAGACGCAAUAAAACACCCAAGAAACAGCAGCCUAAAGACAUCCCUGUCCACAUCUACUCUGCACCGCCACCUCCAACAACAACCUGCCCCACUGCACCUCCUCCUCCUCCACCACCUCCACCUCCUCCUCCUCCACCACUGCCCCCUGCUUUACCUCCUCCACCUGUCCAAGCUUCACCUUCCUCUGAAGACACACCGAUGCCUCUCUGUGAAAAGCCUCCUUUUCCAGCCAAGAACAUGCUCAAACAAAAUAUAGGGACAAUGGAUGAAGUGUUGGCCUCAUUGCAGCGAGGACAGAUUCAGCUUAGAAAGGUCACUGUUCCCAGGACAGCGUCCCCUGCUGGGGACUCGAGGAGCACUCUGCUGACUGCCAUCCGACAGGGCGUCACCCUGAAGAAGAUGGUUCGUGCACAUGCAGAAGUCCUGAGCGGCGGAGACAACGAGCUGGAGCGCAGCAUCAAAGCCGCCAUGAUGAGGAUGAAGAAGGUGUCAGCCGACUCUGACUCUGACUCUGACGACAGAGACGAUGAGAUGCACAGUGCAGACUGGGACAGCUGAGCGCACACACACACACACACACACACUUAGUUUUCUUCCUCAGUUUUGAACUACAGCUUACAUUACUGCCAAAUUUUCACAAAAAAAGCUUCCUCUUAGACAUGGAUGGGAUUACGCCUCUUCUGACUUAAACAUUGCACUUUUCAAAAAUAGCCCCGAGAUGUUGUAAUACAUCCAGAACCGCUCAAAUCCAACCAACCAGCUAGUGGCAGAAUCAGGAUUUAGUCUCCUUUUUUUAAAGCUGCAGGAAUCCCAAACUGAGCAAAUGAGGCGUUGUUCAGCGCUCAUUAAGAAGAAGAGCUGAGCAGUAGUGCUGUAGUACAGCGUGUAAAUGAUUGAAUUUCUCCCAACUCGCCCGGAUAAAGGCUUUUUGUGAGACUUUCACACAGCAGGGCUGCAGACAGACACUAAACAACUCCACUGUCACAAAUACUCAAUUUCUCACAUUGUGGAGUCCAAACUCGGCUGAUCUGAAUCUGACAAAUUGCUUUUUGUGUUUUACUCGACUUUACCCCAAUAAGGGCUAUUGCAAACCAAGUUUUGUAGUUUUUGCUAUUAUAUUCAACCGAAGGAAGUUAUGUACUGAAGUGCAGCACUGUUAAUUAUUUACAGCCUACAUGUCUAAAGUCUAAAGUUUUUUUAAUAACCAAAACUUCCUUUUUAAUUAUGGCAUUACUCUUUAAUGUGGUUGAAUCUGCAAAAAGGUUUGCAGACGGGUUGAUGUGUAGGGCAAAUUGUUCUUAUGACCUUUGAACCUGUGUCAGAGCACUUACCUGAAAGACAAGGCUAUCAUGUAUUAUGUACAACUAAAUACUGUGUGGCAAACUGCAUUAAAUGGUUUGCAGACGAAAUGUGUAAUCGCUGCAA
Molecule: messenger RNA, 2409 nt
Organism: Cottoperca gobio
Lineage: Eukaryota; Metazoa; Chordata; Actinopteri; Perciformes; Bovichtidae
Product: WASP homolog-associated protein with actin, membranes and microtubules-like
Exons: 9
Coding region: 1-1542 (513 amino acids)
Biological process (GO): Arp2/3 complex-mediated actin nucleation; RNA 5'-cap (guanine-N7)-methylation; endoplasmic reticulum to Golgi vesicle-mediated transport
Cellular component (GO): cytoplasm; endoplasmic reticulum-Golgi intermediate compartment membrane; mRNA capping enzyme complex
Molecular function (GO): Arp2/3 complex binding; RNA binding; actin binding
Source: RefSeq, a predicted model, not a curated record